CUGAACCGUUGAAUUCAACAAAACAAAAAUUAAAAACCAUCAACACCACACCGCCCACCAAUUUUUCAUUUCCUUAGUGUCUGAGGUUUCUUACAGAUUUUCCCAAUUUUCCACAUAAUUCCUACAUUUGGAUUGGAAAACCAAAUCCCAAGAAAAGUAAAUUCCAAAACCAUCCAUUUAAAGCACACAGCCUAUUUAUUACCAUCAACUAAUUUUACUCUUCAAAAACUCACACACACACAGAGAAAGACAGAGACCCACUUUUGCGUUCAUUCCAUUUUCCUCAAAAGUAACGGCACCGAGAUCAUAUUCACAGGAAAACUAUUUCUGGGAUUUUCUUUCCGUUUUCUCGGUAACCAAACAGAGGGGUGGGGUGCGCUCUAGAAUUUUGAGAUUUUUUAUUUUUUUUCCAGAUGGGGAAGAAAGCAGAGAUUGAAACCAAGGCCCGUGGAAAGCGAUGGAGAUUAAUGGCGGUGUUUGGAACUCUCGUCGUUCUCUUUGUUGCUAUGGCUGUUGUCUCUUCCAAAGACUCUACCAGAUUGUCUCUCUUUCGACAAACGCCUUGUCGCUGCGCCAAGUAUACUGGGAUUGUUGAGGAUUGUUGUUGUGAUUACGAGACCGUGGACCGACUUAAUGAGGAAGUGUUGCAUCCAUCGCUCCAAGAGCUUGUUAAAACCCCGUUCUUCCGGUAUUUCAAGGUUAAGUUGUGGUGUGACUGUCCUUUCUGGCCUGAUGAUGGUAUGUGCCGUCUGCGGGAUUGCAGUGUUUGUGAAUGCCCAGAAAGUGAGUUCCCUGAAUUAUUUAAGGAGCCCCGUAAUGUCCUCUCACCAGAUGAUCCUAUCUGUCAAGAAGGGAAGCCACAGGCAGCCGUGGAUCGUACAAUAGAUAGUAAAGCUUUCAGAGGCUGGACAGAAACAGACAAUCCCUGGACAAAUGAUGACGAAACUGAUAAUUCUGAGAUGACAUAUGUUAACCUACAACUCAAUCCUGAACGCUAUACCGGUUACACUGGUCCAUCUGCUAGAAGGAUUUGGGAUUCUGUCUAUAGUGAGAACUGCCCCAAAUAUCCGUCUGAAGAGUUAUGCCAAGAGGAAAAAAUUUUGUACAAACUGAUAUCUGGUCUUCACUCCUCAAUUUCAAUUCAUAUAGCUGCUGAUUAUCUAAUCGAUGAAGCUACAAACUUGUGGGGUCAAAAUCUCUCAUUGAUGUAUGAUAGGGUCCUAAGAUAUCCAGAUCGUGUCAGAAACUUGUACUUCACAUAUCUCUUUGUUCUCCGAGCUGUGACAAAGGCAGCAGAUUAUUUGGAACAUGCUGAAUAUGAUACUGCUAACCCUACUGAGGACUUGAAGACACAGUCCUUGAUAAGACAGCUACUUUUUAAUCCCAAAUUGCAAGCUGCAUGCCCAGUCCCAUUUGACGAAGCUAAGUUGUGGAAAGGCCAACGUGGACCUGAACUAAAGCAGGAAAUACAAAAGCAAUUCAGAAACAUAAGUGCAAUAAUGGACUGUGUAGGAUGCGAGAAGUGUCGUCUUUGGGGAAAGCUUCAGGUCCUUGGGCUGGGUACUGCAUUGAAAAUCCUCUUCUCUGUUGAUGGCCGGGAACACUUGCUUCAGAAUCUGCAAUUGCAACGGAAUGAAGUGAUUGCAUUGAUGAACCUACUGAAUCGACUGUCAGAGUCUGUCAAGUUUGUCCAUGAAAUGGGACCUUCAGCUGAAAUGAUUAUGGAGGGGCAGAUUUCUUCACCCAGUUCCCCGAGUAGAUUAUGGGAAAUGAUAAGGACAUUCAUAGUUUAAAAAACCGAGGUAAGUAAUCAGUGAAUUUAGUUUGAAACAGCUAUACAUUACGUCAAAAGGAAUAGGUUAUAGGAAAGUGCAGUGUGGGUUUAAGAGAGAAUGGCCCCAUGGAAAGAGGAUAUGAUAGCAAGUGUAAAAAAACCAUUUCAAGACCCUUUGAGGUGGUAAAUUUGUAAUUUUCCGGAUUUGAAAAUUUUGGAAGUUCAAGAGCAUAAUAGUUCUGCAUUUUCUUCAA
This is a messenger RNA of Quercus robur (English oak), 2028 nucleotides long. Its product is annotated as endoplasmic reticulum oxidoreductin-2-like. The record is from RefSeq and is a predicted model, not a curated record. Gene Ontology annotation, cellular component: endoplasmic reticulum; endoplasmic reticulum membrane. Lineage: Eukaryota; Viridiplantae; Streptophyta; Magnoliopsida; Fagales; Fagaceae. Gene Ontology annotation, biological process: protein folding in endoplasmic reticulum. The coding region runs from base 414 to 1793 and encodes 459 amino acids. The transcript has 10 exons. Gene Ontology annotation, molecular function: FAD binding; thiol oxidase activity; protein-disulfide reductase activity.